Aspergillus homomorphus CBS 101889 is the source of this 604-nucleotide messenger RNA. Its product is annotated as 60S ribosomal protein eL29. Gene Ontology annotation, molecular function: structural constituent of ribosome. Gene Ontology annotation, cellular component: ribosome; cytosolic large ribosomal subunit. The transcript has 4 exons. The coding region runs from base 71 to 268 and encodes 65 amino acids. Lineage: Eukaryota; Fungi; Ascomycota; Eurotiomycetes; Eurotiales; Aspergillaceae. The record is from RefSeq and is a predicted model, not a curated record. Gene Ontology annotation, biological process: cytoplasmic translation.
GCUCAGUUCAGGAUAACCUCACCCGCCAACUCCUCGUCAACCGUCUCCCAGUUGCGACAAAUCCGACAAGAUGGCGAAGUCCAAGAACGCGUCUCAGCACCACAACAGCCAGAAGGCUCACCGUAACGGUAUCAAGAAGCCUAAGACCAACCGUUACCCCUCCCUCAAGGGUGUUGACCCCAAGUUCCGCCGCAACCACAGACACGCUCUUCACGGAACCGCCAAGGCUCUGAAGGAGCGCAAGGAGGGCAAGCGCGAGGUCGCAUAAAUCAACUAAUAUAGAAACGUUUUAAAAAGAAAUGAAAGCGAUUUGAGUUGGUUGAUCUUUCUUUUUCACGCCCCCAGCGCAACAAUGGAUGGGAUCGUCUUGUCUUGUCGGAUUUAGCAGCACAGACUGGUCCCUCGUCUCCGGCUACAUGUUUCCGAAACGGUUGUCAAAUAAUACGAGGAAAUCGACUGGUUCUGCGGGUCAUACAUGGAAGCUAGAAGUGCUUUCUGUUAUCUUUUUCCCUUGUUCUGCUCGUAUUGCGAGUGACGUGGGUUUUUUUUUUUACUACAAGUUCGCUUCGGGUCAUUCGCAAAACUGAAGUCGGAUAUGUCAGGC